This is a messenger RNA of Pseudonaja textilis, 1073 nucleotides long. The record is from RefSeq and is a predicted model, not a curated record. NCBI's taxonomy places the organism in Eukaryota, Metazoa, Chordata, Lepidosauria, Squamata, Elapidae.
CGUCAAAGAUACUAUCUGGAAAAUAGAGGUAUGUGAAGUAGUCAUCAUUAGGCAUUUCAAGACAGCUUGGAAUCUAUUCUGUUUCUGCCAUUCAAUUCAGAUAUUUUUCCUCUUGAAUAUUUCUGAACUCAAGCAGGAUGCUGAUUAUCUUUAUUUUGUUCACUGUGAUACGUGUUUCAAGCACAUUAUAUGGACCAAGGCUACUGAUAAGUCAUGUUGGUGGAUCAGUGACAAUCAAAUGCUAUUAUGCACCCACAUCAGUGAAUAGGCAUGACAGAAAAUUUUUGUGCAAGGAAUUGCCACAUAAAAGCUGUCAAACUAUCAUUUCUAGCCGUGCUUUCAUUGAUCAAAAUUACAAAGAAAGAGUGUCAAUGUACAACAACCCUCAACAAGGGAUUUUACAAGUGACAAUAAGAGAGCUGAAAAAGACAGAUUCCAGUUAUUACAGAUGUGGUAUUGGCAAAAUAUAUAAUGGUUUGUAUGCUAGGGUGAAUUUAACAAUUUUAGAAGAUCGGUAUUUACCCAAAUCCCCUCAAAUUGUUUGGGGUAAGCUGACUGGGUCAGUGGAGCUCCAAUGUCCAUCAGAAACUCCCAGGCUGGAAAUGGACAAAAUAUUGUGCAAGAUGAUCCAUACUGAUUGUUCUCCCAUAGUGAAAAAAAGCAAGAAUAGAAAGCAAAGUCACCGAAUUAUUAUGACCAAUGGAGAUAGCUCAGGAACUUUCAGUGUUACUAUAAAUGAUUUGAAAAGACAAGACUCUGGAGUCUAUGUGUGUGGGACAAGAAUAUUGGACAAGAAUGCAAGUGUGAAAACUAUACAGCUGCAAGUAGUGGAAGAAUCAGUUUUCUCUACUAUCUUAAAUGAUACCCAAACUACAUAUGAAUCACAGACUGUACCUUCGUACUGGAAUGUGACAUCUGCAGAUGAAGUCUACCAAGAAAGAUCUUCAUACACUGAGCAAAAUCUAUUGGCAAUUGUAAUACCAGUUCCUGUUCUGCUUCUACUUUUUGCUGUCAUGGUUAUUUUGGUUCUUGUUAAAAUAAGGCAAAGGAAGACUGCAUUGCUUAACAUUACU